AUGUCCACCCCCACCCCGCCCUACCGCGCCGCCAUCCUCCUCUUCCCCGGCGCCGACAUCCUCGACUUUGCCGGCCCCGCCGAAAUCCUCAACAACACCACCACCAACGCCGACCCCACCGGCCCGCGCGCCUUCACCGCCACCACCUUCAGCGCCACGAACCCCGUCUCCUCGGAGAGCGGCACGCUAACCCUCGUCCCCGCCAUCUCCCUCGCCGAGGCCCGCGAGAACCUCGCCUCCUACGACAUCCUGAUCGUGCCCGGCGGCGGGCCCGAGAUCAUGCUCGCGCUCGCCAAGACCGGCACCGAGGAGCUCGGCGUGAUCCGCGAGUUUGCGCGGCUGGCGGAGGAGAAGAAGAGCGAGGGGAAGAAGAGGUUCCUGCUGUCGGUAUGCACGGGGGCGUUUCUGCUGGCGGCGGCGGGGGUGCUGGGGGGGAAGCGGGCGACGACGCAUUUUCUGGGGCUGGAGGGGCUGGAGAUGCUGUGUGCGCAGGCGAGCACGGAGGCCGGGGGCAAGGGGACGGAGGUGGUGCGGAAGCGGUGGGUGGAGAAUGAGGGGGAGGGGCUGGUGACGAUUACGGCGGGCGGCGUGAGCUGUGGGUUGGAUGCGACGUUGCAUGUGGUGGAGAGGUUGGUGGGGCGGAAGGCGGCGGAGUGGGUGGCGGAGUUGGAGGAGUAUGCUUGGAGGGAGGAAGUGUGA
Molecule: messenger RNA, 699 nt
Organism: Mytilinidion resinicola
Lineage: Eukaryota; Fungi; Ascomycota; Dothideomycetes; Mytilinidiales; Mytilinidiaceae
Product: DJ-1 PfpI family protein
Exons: 1
Coding region: 1-699 (232 amino acids)
Source: RefSeq, a predicted model, not a curated record